Rhodotorula toruloides NP11 is the source of this 885-nucleotide messenger RNA. RefSeq names its product short-chain dehydrogenase/reductase SDR family protein. Gene Ontology annotation, molecular function: oxidoreductase activity. The record is from RefSeq and is a predicted model, not a curated record. The transcript has 8 exons. Bases 1 to 885 code for a protein of 294 amino acids. Lineage: Eukaryota; Fungi; Basidiomycota; Microbotryomycetes; Sporidiobolales; Sporidiobolaceae.
AUGGACACGCUGUGGAGCUACGUAGCUCCUGCCACGACGACCGCGACCUCGCCUGUUGCUGCUCCACCUCCCGCCGCUCCUCCCCCUCCUCCGUCCUCGGGCGACCCGCUGUUCGACUGGGCAGUCAUCGUGACCGGCUGCGCAUCCGGGAUUGGGAGGGCCGUCGCGCUGCUCUUGGCGGAGAAGGGUGCUCGUCUGGCUUUGACGGACAAGGACGCAGACGAGGGACGGCGAUUAUGCGGUGAGAUCAAGGAGAGGUAUCCGAAUGUUGACCUGGCGUAUGCGACGCUCGACGUGACCGACGAAGAAGCGGUCGGCAGGCUAGUUCGGUCGUUCAAGAAGAGCUUUAAGCGGUUAGACGGACUCGUAAAUUGCGCAGGCGUCAACCUGCUGUCUCCCGGAGUCCACCAGGUCAAGGUCGAUCUGUGGAGUCAGACGAUGGACGUCAACGCGCGAGGCACCUUCGCCUUCUGCAAGCACUUCGCCGCCAUGGUCAUUGCGGACGAAGAGGUUGCGGAUCCUCCGAAGGGCGGUUAUGCGGUCGUAAACAUCGGCAGCAAUGCGAGCGUAAUGGGCUUGCCGAACAGCUCAGCUUACUGCGCUUCGAAACACGCGGUGCUCGGGAUGUCGAGGGCUAUGGCGAAGGAGUACGCUCAGCGGGAUAUCCGGGUCAACGUCGUCGCGCCAGGCCCUAUCGACACGCCUCUGCUACACAACCUCUUCGACGCAUCGAACAUGUCGCUCGACGACGCUCUCGAGCAAGUCCCGAUGCACCGCGUCGGGCAGCCCGAAGAAGUCGCCAAAGCGGUCGCAUUCCUUCUUUCCAGCGACUCCAGCUACAUCACGGGCGCAUGUUUGCCGGUCGACGGCGGCUGGACCGCCUAA